Messenger RNA from Penaeus monodon (black tiger shrimp), 461 nucleotides. RefSeq lists its product as uncharacterized. Bases 79 to 390 code for a protein of 103 amino acids. NCBI's taxonomy places the organism in Eukaryota, Metazoa, Arthropoda, Malacostraca, Decapoda, Penaeidae. The record is from RefSeq and is a predicted model, not a curated record. The transcript has 3 exons.
CCCCAAAUUUUCUUCUCUCCUCCUCUCCCCUCCUUCAGGUACCUCGUCGAAUGGAAGGACCGCGAAGGAUACGUCCUGAUGGAGAGCCUGCCGAGGGGCGUGCUGUGCGACCCCCUCUGCUACGAGUCCCAGGUCGUGAACUUCCACCCGACGGAGGUGUGCGUGUCGGCGAGGACCCGGGCGGGGCAGGGGUGGGAGAGCNNNNUUCCCAUUCUCUCCCCAGACGUCUCGGGUAGAAUCCUAGCUUUCUUCGAAUUAAAGGUAAUGCUAAUCAUCGGAGUGACCAUCCUCAUCUACCAGCUGGGUCCGGCGCUGCUGAAGGCGAUGCUCAAGUGCUGCCUACGGGGUUUAUACCGACAUGUAGAAGGCGAGAAAAAGCAUCCGGUGUGAGGCCAGCGCUUCGAUGUCACGUCAGUGUCUAUUUUUUACAAGAAAUAAAUCAUUAUAAACAAGGAAAAUAU